Rotaria sp. Silwood2 is the source of this 396-nucleotide messenger RNA. NCBI's taxonomy places the organism in Eukaryota, Metazoa, Rotifera, Eurotatoria, Philodinida, Philodinidae. The record is from the annotation of a GenBank genome assembly.
AUGCCUGCAUCAGAUAAUAAUCGUUCAACAGUUUUUGUUAUAACUGGUUCAUCACAAGCAUUUCGUUUUUAUCCAAAACCAUAUAAACAAAUGACUCUUUCAGAAAAAUCCUCAGUACAUAACCGUAGUUCAAUGCGUAUUUUAUCACGAGAUCCACCAUGUAACAAUAUAGGACAUUUAACAAUAAAUUCUACACGUGAUAAAUCGAACGCAUUAAAACAGAUUCUUGAAUUAAAUAACGAUUUUCCAAAUGAAAAAACAAAAUCAUUUGUUCAAUUAACACUUUCAAGCGAAAAUAAUUAUGAACUUGAUGAAUGGAUUGGAUGGAUAAAAUCACGUUUCGCACGUUUUAUAAAUGAUUGUGCAGAAAAAUGUCAUUUAAAUAUUCAAACAUAA